Molecule: messenger RNA, 880 nt
Organism: Helobdella robusta
Lineage: Eukaryota; Metazoa; Annelida; Clitellata; Rhynchobdellida; Glossiphoniidae
Exons: 6
Coding region: 74-880 (268 amino acids)
Biological process (GO): cytosolic ribosome assembly
Cellular component (GO): mitochondrial matrix
Source: RefSeq, a predicted model, not a curated record
GCGGACGAUCGUAUCUUUUCCUGUGCCGGUUCCUAAUUAUUUCAACAAAUUCCUAACAAUAUCUCCGUCAAACAUGUUUAGAUUGGUUUUGAAGUCGUUUUGUAAUGCUGUCGUCAGGUCGAAUGCGUCGCUCGUAAAAAAUGUUCAAAGUUGCAGAUUUCUCAGUUGCAGCAUUUCAAGAAGUUAUCUGACAGGGAAUGUCCUUUUCAAAAAUGGCCCAAAACUGGCCUGCUUAUCUUCAUGUAACCGGCUUCGACAACUUCACAGUUCAGGUGAUGCAGAUUUAGCAGAGUACUUGAAAGAUGAAAUCAAACUAGAAAAAGAACAUGACAAAUCUAUCAGUAAGAAGGUCAGAGGCUUUGAGGUCAGCAAGUCAGAAGGUCCCAAUGUUGUACUUACCAAGAAACAAGACAAUGAAACAAUAACAAUCAAAUUCAAUGUGAACAACACUGUUGAAGAUUCAUUAUUAAGCUCAACAGACCAGCAACAGCAAGAAGAUGAUGUUGCUAUGGUCUCGAGGCCAGCAUUCGUGAUUGAGAUAGACAAGGGUGGUGAAGAGAAACUGGCAAUUCAUUGUGUGUUUCCAACUCAUGAAGACUUGUCUAAUGAGACACCGUCUAAUGAAGAGGCCUAUGAAGACUUGCUCGAGAUUCAGGAUGUUGCUCUGCUGAAGAAAAACCAGGAAUGGGACGAUGAUGUUUAUUCCCUGUCCGGCAAUGUCAUGGAUGGGAACCUGUAUGACAUGCUGUUGAAGAUGUUGGAGGAGAGAGGUGUGGAUGCAGACUUCCUGGACGAUCUCGUUGAUUGGAGUACUUCUUACGAGCACAAGAACUAUGUCACUCUACUGGAGGGCAUUCAGUCAUUCGUUAAGUCCAAGUGA